AUGAGAAUGUUGUGUGCUGGGUUGAACACCCUCGGUGUUCAUGAGGCCGUAAAAAAACAUGCGGAGGUCUUCCGACCUAUUUUUGUGGCCCCUGGGGAACCGACACCACUGAGCACAGACACAGUGGAACAAACAUUCAAGAUAGGACAGCUUAGCGAAGAAGGGAGUAACGCUCGAGUGAAAGAACUGCAGGUCAUUGGACACUGGCGAGAUUUACUACAAGACAUAGAGGAGGAACUGUCCACGCUGAAAUUCGAGGACAUCCUCGUAUUUUCAACGGGAGGUGAUGCUGUGCCAGCCAUCGGUUUUGUGCCAGAACCUACACUAGCCUUCGCAACGGACGGCACACGGUUCCCAAGGGGCAAAACCUGCGCAAACGUUCUGGAGCUUCCAAUCGUCCAUGACACAUACCACAAGUUCAAAGAGGAAAUGGAAUUUGGCAUCCUCAACAGCACAGGUUUUGGCAUGGCAUAAGUA
Molecule: messenger RNA, 477 nt
Organism: Patiria miniata (bat star)
Lineage: Eukaryota; Metazoa; Echinodermata; Asteroidea; Valvatida; Asterinidae
Product: G2/M phase-specific E3 ubiquitin-protein ligase-like
Exons: 3
Coding region: 1-474 (157 amino acids)
Molecular function (GO): ubiquitin-protein transferase activity
Source: RefSeq, a predicted model, not a curated record